AUGGACAACGUCUCAUCUUUGGAGUGCCUGAAAUUCGAUUCCGAGUUGGAGGUGCUCGCUAAGGACGACGGCAUGAAGAACCUUUUCUCACCAGCUAUGAUCCCCCUCAACUGCGAUAUGCCAAUAAUCGGGAGUAAGCCUGAAGAAUCAGAGGAUGAAGAAUCAGAAGAUGAAGAAUCAGAGAUUGAAGAAUCAGAAGAUGAAGAAUCAAAGGAUGAAGAAAUUGGGAGCAAGAUUGAAGAAUCAGAGUCUGAAGAUUCAGAGGAUGAAGAAAUAACAAAGGAAAAACUUAGGAGUUUUAUUGGUGAAUGUAAGUAUUGUUUACAUGUGGGUGAGCACAUUUCCCAACUAUGCCCUUAUAAGUACGAUGCCCCAAAGGACUCAACUCUUGGCGAAGGUUGUAUGGUUGUUUGUAGUAUUUGUUGCUGCCUCCUUAGAGACCCAUGUUGUGCUGAUUGUGAUCUAAGCAUAGGAUGUGCAGUUCUCAAGGAUUGUCCAAUCUGUAGGAAGCAAGGUGAACGUUGGACUUCUACGUGCUCAAAACGCGAGAGGAAACAUAUUCCUUCUGCUUUUACUUGCGACUUUGAUACUGGUUUUUUUUCUUCCAACUAA
Messenger RNA from Prunus armeniaca (apricot), 612 nucleotides. Lineage: Eukaryota; Viridiplantae; Streptophyta; Magnoliopsida; Rosales; Rosaceae. The record is from the annotation of a GenBank genome assembly.